AUGGUGGAACUCGUGAACCUCCACGUCGCUGGGCCAAGUGGCUCCCACAAACGACAGACGGCAUGGCAUUUCCGGAUAUCGCCAGUCCCGGAUUGGUUUGCACGUAUUCCAACGUGGAAGUCCGUCAACCGGUCUUUAAAUUCUCGAUUGGGGUCCCCGCUGCUUUCGCAUCCCCAAAAUACGGGCACUUACGAGCGCGAGAGCGAGGAGUGUCCCAGUGACCCCGCGUCCGCGUGGGUGUGGGCAGCCAGUCCGGCUCCGAGAUGUUUCUACAUCAUCCCAACAUUAGAAAUGAUUUUGAGGCGAAACGCUAAUUUCGUCGCAACACGUCGCGGUUCAUGCAAGCAGCGAAAGAGGAAAAGCAAUCAGACCGUUAUCUGCCGGCCUUGCGACGGCAGCAGAGUUUCACGGUCAACGACGCACGUUCAACGACAUGUUUGGGCCAAGACCAGCACUUUCGUACUGUCAUAA
Colletotrichum orchidophilum is the source of this 471-nucleotide messenger RNA. RefSeq lists its product as uncharacterized. Lineage: Eukaryota; Fungi; Ascomycota; Sordariomycetes; Glomerellales; Glomerellaceae. The record is from RefSeq and is a predicted model, not a curated record. The transcript has a single exon. The coding region runs from base 1 to 471 and encodes 156 amino acids.